CCGAGCGGAGCCGAGCGGAGCCGAACGGAGCCGAGCGGAGCCGAACGGAGCCGAGCGGAGCCGAACGGAGCCGAAGCGAUCCGAGCCGUGGGAGCAUUGUGCGUGCGGGCAGGACGGAGGGACGGACGCCGCGAGCCGCGCCGAGCGCUGCAUUCCCGCCGCUGAGGCCGCCGCCCUGCCCCUCCCCUCCCUCCCCACAGCCCCAGCAGCAUGUCGGGCCGGUCGGUGCGGGCCGAGACCCGGAGCCGGGCGAAGGAUGAUAUCAAGCGGGUGAUGGCGGCCAUCGAGAAAGUGCGCAAAUGGGAGAAGAAGUGGGUGACAGUUGGCGACACGUCCCUACGGAUUUACAAAUGGGUCCCAGUAACAGAGCCCAAGGUCGAUGAUAAAAACAAGAAUAAGAAAAAAGGCAAAGAUGAAAAAUGUGGCUCUGAAGUGACCACUCCAGAGAACAGCUCCUCCCCAGGGAUGAUGGACAUGCAUGAUGACAAUAGCAACCAGAGUUCAAUAGCUGAUGCUUCUCCAAUAAAACAAGAAAACAGUAGCAAUUCAAGUCCAGCACCAGAACAGAAUUUGGCAACACAAGCAGAUGGCACUGAAGUAAAGUCUGAUGAAACUCAGUCAGAAGCAAAGGAGCAACCUGGUUCAGAAGAUACCUCUGAUGAACAGAAUUCACAGUCUUCAAUGGAAAAUUCCAUGAAUAGUUCAGAGAAAGCAGAAAUUCAGUCCUCUGGAGAAAACGAUUUACUUACAGAGGCAUCAAAAAACUCUCAGGACUCUGAAGGAGUGCCACCUUCUAAAAAGAUGAAAGUAGAGGCUUCCCAACAAAACGUUGAAGAGAUUUAGACUAUAGAUUUUUCUGGUCAGUUUUUAUGUAAGGUACAUCAGUGGGCUUAAUUCUAGAACAACCUUACUUAAGCAUCUUCUCUUGGAUGAGGACAGAACUCCUAACUUUUCAAGUUACCAAGCAAAAAUCCAAGAAAGCCUAACAAAGGUUUAACUUCUCAGACACUGAAAACUUUUUUCCUGUGAAACAAACAUUGAGAACUUUUAAGUUACUGUCUCUGAAAUGGUUGGAGUAAACAACUCAGGAGGGGUCUACGCACUGUUUCUAAAGUCAAAAUUACGAUUAUGUUGCUGCUGUAUUAUUUUUUUUGUUUGUUUUUCAUUUCUCUAUUUAACAUUGUAAGAUAUUUAAGGAUGGUACAGGUCAAGUAUUAGCUUUCAUGUGAAGUUCAUUGUUCUGGCGCGAUGUCUGCUUUUGUUUUGUGCCUUGUGUUCUGAAAACAGUGCUAACUUUUAACUUUUAAAAGUUGUUUUGCAACUGUCUCCUUUGCAAAGUGACCUAUGUUUGUAUAAUGCCAUGUAGAAAGGCUUUUUGGUUUAUUUUUUGUUUUGUUUUGUUUUUUCUUUUCUUUUUUUGGAGGGUUAGGGAGGGGUUGUUUUAUUUUAUUUGUAAUUCUUAAAUCCCUGGUGCUUAAAUUUUAACAGAUACCGAUCAGGAAGCCAUUUUCACUCUUGGAGUCCAAGGAGAGAAAAGAGCUUGAUAUGUUAUUUUAGCAGCUAUAGUGGAGAUCUUUUAUUGAAUGCAUGGCAUUCGCAACUGUAAAUUUGGUCUUCUAAAUACUUAACUUCAUCAGAAGUUAACAUGAUCUGUUUACCAUUUAUAGUCCAGAUCUGAAUAUAUAAUGUAACACAACAGUUAAAAUACUUAGGUAUUAGGUCCAGAUCUCUGUACUGGGUACAACUUGCUUUACAGAAGAGUUCCACUAUGUAUAUAAAUAGGAUCAAAGGGAUUGAUGCACAAUGAAUUUAUUUUCAAUUGGACUGUUUUGAUAUGAGAUUUUCACUGAACUGGAUUUCACUGUAUAUUUCUGUAUGUUUACUUCUGUGUUCCAAGUUAAUACUGGUUUUGGGAUUUUUCUUUUUCCUUUCAGCAAGUCUUGUAAAUAAGCCUUGUUGUUUCUGUCGUCUGUGCAUCAUUGAUGGAAAUGUUCCUUCUUUUACAAUUAUGUCAAACUGUGCUUAUGCUGAACUUAAUUGAAAAGCACUAAGCGUGUGCAACUCCCUUCGAAUCAGCGGCGUUUAGAAGUGCAGAACCAUCUGCAAAGGCGUCGUCUUUGGGGCCUGAUCUUUCAGGUUGAGUGCCCAGUUAGAACUCAGUGUCAGUGGGAACCACUUAUUUCUCACUUAAUUCUCUUUACACACACACAUGUGCAUGUGCACGUGCGCACACGUGUAUUGCUGGAUCAGGCCCUUAGUCUGUCUUCACUUUGUGUGUGUGAGAGGUGGAGCUUGUAAUUUAAACUAUGAUCUCACAGCUAUGAAAAUGGUUGCAUAUAGUUUGUAAGUUAAGAACUGUAAAUACUUUUUUAAAGGAAAAAAAUAAAUAAAAUAAUCGCUUCCAGUUGAUACAUUUUCAUAAUUAGCUCUUCAUCAAGCUUAUUUAUUUCUGAAUUCUCCAAUAGUGAAAAUGGCUUGCACUUAGACUACUGGAUUGCGUCCGCAAUUACCACUUUAUUAUGAAAAACAAUGGGGAACUUGGGGGAGGGAGUAGAGGGAGGGCAGCUGGGGGAGCCAGAACUGGCAUUCCAUAGGAUGUUUGUAGGAUUCACCUCCAAACAGCACACAACACUCAAUUUCACAGCUUUUCCUUUGUGUUGAAAUAAACUUUUUGGAUUUUAACCGAAUAAAAUUUGAUUGCAAAACAGCCUGUGAUAGAAGCGUGCUCCCUAAUAAGGCUUUGGGAUUUCUGGUCUGAUCACGAAGUCCAUUUAAUGUUCUGAAAAUAAGGAAAUGAGGAGCCAGAAAUUAUGUUUGCACAACAUUAUGCAAUGAAAUGGUGGAAUUCUCUCGUGACUUGUAUGUAUGCCUAAAAUGUGGAUAACUGGUCAAUGCUGAUUGAUUUGUAUGUAUAUUACAUUCAGAUUUAAGUGAUAUUUUGUGAGAAGUUCUAUUGAUAUAUGAAAUGGUCAAAUUUAGAAAGAUUCAAACUUUGGAAAUAUUUUUGCUUUACCGUUGGUUUGUGGGUUUUUUUUGUAUUAUUAUUAUCCUUAAUGCUAAAGCAAAACAAAUCUGAUGCCACCUUUGACAAGCAGUCGUUUUUACUAAUCCCUAUCUCCAGGUGCAUCGCAGCAAGUUUUUAAUUCUAAUUUUGUAGAGGUUUCCAAGGGAAUAAAUAGCUUUUUUGUUUAGGAACUAAUUCCUGUACUUUAGGAAGAAAUAAAAUAUAUAAAUAGCACUAAAAAUACCUCAAAUUUUUCAUUAGAUAGAAGCAUUUAUUGGCAUUAUUGACAUCGACAGGUUUAAUUAUAAGCUUCCUUUUCUCUCCUGCGGCUUCUGCUCGGAACUGCUCAUUGUUCUGGGGCUUACAAGACAAGGCAUCAUAAUUCUAUUCCUAGAGGCUUUAUUUCUAAAAUAGUAACGUUUCAUUUACAGCUUACACAGGAUACAUUCAGAACUUUUAUUUUUAACCAGAGAUUCUAGCAACAACAGACAGCUGAACAAGCAGAUAGCUUUGGGUUCCUUAGAUCAGUUAUUGUCAUUCUCUGGGAGAAGAGACUUUGGCAUUACCUGGUAUGAAGAAAUCCAAAAUAGUGUAUAAGACUGUUAUUAGUCUUAGUGAAGUGCCUGAUAACAUUUAUGGGCCAACGGAUGUGAUUGAACACAUUUUAAUGCCAGAAAGUACAGAUGGGACCAAACCAGAACAUCGCAUUCAAACCAGUCUGAGGUUUGAAACCAGAUCGAAAUCCAGUUGUUUAUUUUGGUUUUGUUUGGGUUUUUUGGUUCUUUUUUUUUCGGUUUGGACCUGUCUCUACCAGAAACUUGUUUGAUGAACUCACUGUAAAAGGUUUCAUUGAAAGCAUUGAGACGUGGAGCAGGAGGAGAGAUGUGAUUUUCUUCAAGAUGGCUGACAGUUCUCAUACAGCUGAUGUUCCAGAAACAGGGCAGAUUUCAACAAGUGCUUCCUUGCUACAGUGCUGAAUGUUGGGGCUUCAGUUACAAAACAUGAAAAUAUAUAUAUAUAUAUUAAAAAAACGAAAGAAACUAGAAGCAAAGCAAGUAAAUUAGCUGAGUUUGUAGAACGUGUGGGAAGGCCUUCCAAAUAAGUGAUUUACUCAGCCAAACAUUUUAUAGCAGAACUAUUCCUUGGAAUUUUUAUGCUUGGGAAAGCAGUUGUUAAACAUUCCAAAAAAAAAUUUAAAAAAAAGAAAAAAAGAAAAAAAAAAAGAAAGUGCUGGCACUUAGAAAACAACAAAAAAAUCCACACGGCAGUAUAAAAUAUUGGGUUUGGGUGGCUAUCUUCAUACAGUUACAUGGUCAUGUUUUGGGAUGUUCUUUCUAUCUAAGGGCCUGUUAGGAGGUGUAAAGAGUUUUGUUUCCUUCAGUACCUAAUCGUUUUCCAUCUUAUGAUUUGUGUGUGUGCGUGUUGUACAGCAGUAUAAUUUUUCACUUAUUUAUUCCAUCGGUAGUUAUGGUUUGUACAAUGUACAAUGGUUUCAUUUCCAAAAUAAAAUAAUUAAAAACAAAACAAUCACAA
Coturnix japonica (Japanese quail) is the source of this 4537-nucleotide messenger RNA. RefSeq names its product BAF chromatin remodeling complex subunit BCL7A (gene BCL7A). Lineage: Eukaryota; Metazoa; Chordata; Aves; Galliformes; Phasianidae. The record is from RefSeq and is a predicted model, not a curated record.